CCCCAUCCCCCCAUCCCCCCACCCUCUCCCUCCCCUACCCAAAUGGUAGGCAAGACCAUCCUCGUACUCGGCGCCGGGCCCGGCAUCGGCCGCGCUGUCGCCACCCUCUUUGCGUCCAAACGAUACAACAACAUCGUCCUGAUCGCGCGAAACGCCGAGCGGCUCGCGGCCGUGCAAAAGGCCGUCAAAGGCACCAACAGCGGCGUCACCGUCAAGACGUACGCCGUCGACACCACUAACACGGUCGCUCUUUUCGAGGCGCUGGACAACUCGGAUGCCACGUUUGGCAAGCCCGAGGUCGUCUUUUAUAAUGCUGCGCGGGUGCUGCCGUCGUCGUUUCUGGACCACCCGGUCGAGGAUAUCGAGUACGACUUGAAGAUUAACGUCAGCGCAUUGUAUGUUGUCGCGCAGCGAUACAUGCCGCACCUGGUCUCGCUCGCCAAGACGGCAGACCCGGCGUCGUCUCAGCCGGCGCUCAUCGUCACGAGCUCCGCCCUGCCACAUCACCCCAUCCCGCAGCUGUUUGCGCUGUCGCUGGUCAAGGCGGCGCAGCUGAACCUGGUCCAGAGCUUGAGCCUGACGUAUACCCCCGAGGGCGUGCACGUCGGGGUCAUCAAUGUCGCGGGCCAGGUCUCUCCGGAGGAUGAGCUGAGGAAUCCGACCAAUAUCGCGCAGAAGACGUGGGAGUGGUUUGAAGCGGCGUGGGAGAAGCCGAGUUUUGAGGUCAAGAUCUGAAACAGCUCGGUGGCAAUGUCGAAUUUUGGGUGUGCGAUGGCUUGGUUAGGUACUCAUGGUUCAUGCUGGACAUGGUUUAGAGAUGUAGAAUUGAAGUGAAAAUUGUUCAGCUUUUUCUUUUGCAAAAAAAAUGCCGGUGGUGUGUCAUGGGGUCAGUUGCGCACUUAACCGAAUCCCAACCUGUAGGAGACUCAGCCACAGCUCGGUUGGCGGCGGUAUGGGAACCUGAUAUUAUGGAUGUGGUGCCUUGGCGGCUAGGGUUCCGUCUUGCCAACCAUCAGGUGGCGAGUGUGGUGGCCAGCCCUCAGGUGGCGAGUGUGGUGGGAGAAGGUCAGGUGAAAGGUGAAGCGACCUGGAGGCGGUGUGCGUGAGCGUGUUGGAAUUAUAUCAGGUCUUGCCUGUGAUAGCCAGGCGUGCACAGUCU
This is a messenger RNA of Lasiosphaeria miniovina, 1159 nucleotides long. RefSeq lists its product as uncharacterized. The record is from RefSeq and is a predicted model, not a curated record. The transcript has 2 exons. NCBI's taxonomy places the organism in Eukaryota, Fungi, Ascomycota, Sordariomycetes, Sordariales, Lasiosphaeriaceae. Bases 43 to 735 code for a protein of 230 amino acids.